Schistocerca americana (American grasshopper) is the source of this 1656-nucleotide messenger RNA. RefSeq lists its product as uncharacterized. Bases 1 to 1656 code for a protein of 551 amino acids. Lineage: Eukaryota; Metazoa; Arthropoda; Insecta; Orthoptera; Acrididae. The record is from RefSeq and is a predicted model, not a curated record. The transcript is spliced from 4 exons.
AUGCCCUUAGAAAUUACAGACACAGCUGAAACAGUAUUUGCAAAAUGUGCAAUGGAUGUAGUGGGUCCACUAGAUGUAUCUAGUACAGGAAAAAAGUACAUGCUAACAUUCCUGGACGAUCUGAGAUUAAUAGAAUGUAGAGUACUAGAUCAGCAAGUCACACAUCAUGUGGAAAAGAUUACAGGUCUGCAGCAACUCGUACAGCAACUCACAAAACAUGAAACCAAAAGAAAGAGAGGAGUAUUCAACUUCGUCGGACAGGUAAGUAAGAUACUGUUCGGAGCAUUGGACGAAGCAGACGCAGCGUACUAUAAAGAAAGAAUAGAUGCUAUGGAGAGGAACUCUGAAGGAUUGCUGAGGUUAACUAAGGAACAGGUGGCAGUGGUAAGGGCCACAUUAGCUGGAGUAAACAGAACAGUAUAUACACUAGAAUCAAAUGAACACAUUCUAAGGACAGGCAUGCAGAGACUAGAAAGGUUCAUGAAGGAAUACGUGAAGGAAACAGAUACGGGUUUCAAACGAGUAGCAUCUUUUGCCACUGUAACGGAACAAGUAUUACAAUUAGCGGCAGUGUUUGGCCAAAUCGAAGAAGAGUACGAGCAAAUGAUAAAUGCCAUUGUAAAUGCUCAAAAGGGAAUACUGCAGCCUCACAUCAUUAAUCCAGUGCAAAUUGUGAAGUAUUUAAGUUUAAUACGAGACGAAUUAAAGGACGUGAAGUUUCCUGUUCCUCUCACGGAGUCAUCAGGCUACCUCUUGUUAAGAAUAAUUGAUUUAGAUGUUUUCAUUUCCGGUAGCAUACUAGGGUACGUAAUUAAUACUCCUUUAAUAGAUAAUAAUAAUUUCAAUUUGUACAGAGUUCUCCCAUUACCAAAGGAGAUCCCAAAUAUGAAAGGAAGGUACAUAUACAUACAGCCAGAGAAAGAAUUUCUACUGAUAGAUGAAUCCAAAAGGCAGUACGCGAAGCUUUCUGCGGAUGAUCUAAAAUGUAAAGAACUGAGUAAGAACAGAAGACUGUGCAGACAGUCAUUCCCAUUGCUAUCGACAUUCAACCGUGAGGAAUGCGAAGCCAAAUUGUUACAACCGGAAGAAGGACUGACAGUAUUAUGUGGAAAGGAACCCCUGAAAGACUUAUUAAUGAAAGGGGUAGGAAAGAUAAGUUUUUAUAGUAAAUGUAAAGGGUAUGGAACGAGAGUGUUCAUACAAACAGAUAGAGUAAUUCAUAGUAACAUAACAAAGAAAAAUAUAAUAUCUCAAAUUAAUUUAGAAUUUGACUGUUGUGUUUUAAACGAAGAAAAGAAAAAUGUCUCAAUGCUAACGUUAGAUUUACCACUGGAGCAGGUAGUAACACAAUUAGACGACUUGAAAGUCGCUGGGAGAAGAUUGGAUGAUGUCCAGCGAAUGGCAGAAAGGCAGGAGGAAGAACUAAAAUAUUCCAGAUACUUUACACAUUACUCAAUAACUACAUACAUAGCUAUAGCAAUAGUCAUUGUUAUUGUAAUAACAUGUUGUUUCUCGGACGCAGAGCCACUAGCGCUCUCCGACUGUUAUCUGAGCUCAGCACUCUGCCGGCUCAGCGCUGAUAGAGCUGCGCUGCGCCGCCUCCACUGCUUCACGCCCAGCCUCUGUAUUCACGAGCAACAGACUCGCUCUCGCUAA